GGCCAUGGGGGAGGAAGUCGUGGGGCCGGUGCCGGUGGAGCAGGCCGUGCUGGAGACCUUCUUCUCCCACCUGGGCAUCUUCUCGUACGACAAGGCCAAGGACAAUGUGGAGAAGGAGCGGGAGGCCAACAAGAGCGCGGGCGCCGGGUGGCUGGCGCUGCUCGCCGCCCUGGCCCACCUGGCCGCCGCCGAGAAGGCCUACCACGGCCUCACCUACCUGGGACAGAAGCUAGGAAGCCAGUCGUUCUUCAGCAGGAAGGACUCCAUCCGCACCAUCUACACCUCCCUGCACAACGAGCUGAAGAAGGUGGUGGCGCCGGGCGGCCGGGGGGUCCCCGGGGGGGGCGGCGCCGCCCCCCACCUGGAGGAGCUGCUCUCCCACCUGGCCGAGCAGCUCUGCUUCUUCGUCCAGGCGCGAGUGGAGCUGGCCGACUUGUACGAGAAGAUGUACGCCCUCAGCACGCACAAGUACGUCAACUCGGAGGAGCUGGUCGGCCUUCUGGAGACCGUCCUGAAGAAGUUCAGCUCGAGAUUCCACCACCCGAUCCUCAGCCCCCUGGCGAGCAGCUUCCAGCUGGAGGUGGACGUGCUGACCCACCUGCUGAAGGCCCAGGCCCAGAUCUCGGCCUGGCAGUUCCUGCCGUCCCUGGUGGGGCUGCACAGCGCCCACACCAAGCUGCACACCUGGGGCCAGAUCUUCGAGAAGCAGCGCGAGACCAAGAAGCACCUGUUCGGCGGCCAGUCCCAGAAGGCCGUGCAGCCGCCCCACCUCUUCCUCUGGCUGCUGCGCCUCAAGGGCCUCUUGCUGGCCAAGUUCAGCUUCUACUUCCACGAGGCGCUGAGCCGCCAGACCACGGGCUCCGAGAUGAAGGCCCUCACGGCCAGGGCCAGCCCGGACCUGUUCGGCAAGAUCUCCGGCUUCAUCCGCAAGUACGACGCGGCCAACGUGGCCCUCGUCUUUGACAACCAGGGGGCGGAGAGCUUCCAGGGUCACGGCUACCACCACCCGCACUCCUACCGCGAGGCGCCCAAGGGGGUGGACCGCUACCCGGCCGUGGUGUCCCUGCCCGGCGACAGGCCCGUCGUGCACUGGCCCAACAUCAUCAUGAUCAUGGCGGAGCGGGCGGCCGACCUCAACGGCCUGGAGAAGGUGGUCCACUUCUACGACGAGAAGGUCCAGAGCACUUACUUCCUCACCCGCCCGGAGCCCCACUUCACCCUCGUGGUCAUCUUCGAGGCCAAGAAGUCGGAGCGCGACUCGCAUUUCGUCUCCUUCCUCCACGAGCUCUCUCACGCCCUGAAGAACUCCAGAGCUUUCGCGGGCCUGAAGCCCGGGUCGAAGGGUUAGCGGGGCGCGGGGCGUUGGCUUCCGUUGGCGCUCCUCUCGCUUCAGUUCCGAGGAGACGCUCCCCGCUGCAGGCCGGCGUCUUGAAGCCUCUGGAGGGAAGCGACCCGGCGGGGAGG
This is a messenger RNA of Tachyglossus aculeatus (Australian echidna), 1464 nucleotides long. RefSeq names its product chromosome 2 C12orf66 homolog (gene KICS2). NCBI's taxonomy places the organism in Eukaryota, Metazoa, Chordata, Mammalia, Monotremata, Tachyglossidae. Gene Ontology annotation, biological process: cellular response to glucose starvation; negative regulation of TORC1 signaling; protein localization to lysosome. The record is from RefSeq and is a predicted model, not a curated record. Gene Ontology annotation, cellular component: KICSTOR complex.